ACUUUGCCAUUUUCUAAAAAUGUCAAUUUCAUGUGCUCAAAUUAUUUAUUUUCGUCUCUAAACCGUUUUACAACCGAGUUGCCGUGAACAUCGUUAGGUAAUUGCCUGUUUAGACAUCAGCCUCUUUAAAAUGCCUCGCAGAAACAACGAAAGAAGAGCAGCCAAAAGACAACAUGAAGGGGAAGAUGAGGCUACCACGAGCAAACGAAUCAAUGUUGAGUCGCCCCUGCAUCCGGCCCUUAAACCGAAAGCCGGUAAUUUGGCAGCAAAUAGAUUAACUGCACUUCGGAAACGGCUAUGCGACACUUUGGCGCCAGCAUCAGAGAAACCGGCGAAGCCUUUCCAAGGCACUUCUAGUUCUGUGUGUGCAGGUGGAACAAUCAGCCCUAAAGAGCAAUUCACAAAGUAUCCUUUGGAAACCGCAAUUAAGAGGCUCGAAAACAGUCGCAGAAAACUUAAUGGAACAGUUAUAGUUAUAGACGAUAGUCCUUCGCCAGCCAAAGACAAACACAAGGCACAGUUUGACUCACCUCAGGGCUUUAUUGUGCUGUCCGAAGCCGAGGACAGUGUUCGCAACGAAACGCCCCUAGUAUCAGCCAAUGAAAGAUUAAGAAAAUUCAGAAGCAAUUCCCUCAGCUUAAGCCCAACGUCCAGCUCCAAAACGUUGACUCCCGAUAGUGGAGAAAAGCUCAACAGUUCAGUUGUCUACGUUAAAACCUCUAGAGCAACGAUUAUACCAAAAGCUAAUCUGUUUAAGAGUCCGAAACAUGCUGAUGUGGUUAAUGGAAGGGCGACUGAUGUGGAAGUAAGUAGGAACAUUGAAACGAAUUUGUUUUUAAAUGGCAUGCCGUUCUCUCAAAACUGAAUCUCCAACUUGACUGGUUUCUGAGAAAACAAAUA
Molecule: messenger RNA, 900 nt
Organism: Dendroctonus ponderosae (mountain pine beetle)
Lineage: Eukaryota; Metazoa; Arthropoda; Insecta; Coleoptera; Curculionidae
Exons: 3
Coding region: 131-865 (244 amino acids)
Source: RefSeq, a predicted model, not a curated record